AUGGUGAAUGCAAGAGAAUGGUUAAAUGAAAAGAUUCCGGAAGAUCAAAGAGCACGAGUAACACAUCUCCAUAUUUAUGGGUAUUCAGCAACUCAACACGUUUCUGCCGUUCCAACCAACAAAUUCAAUAAUAUCACGUUGGAAGGAGAGUUAAAUCUUAAUAGCUUUGUAAAUUUGGAAGAAUUAUGUAUCGCUGGUAAUAGUAGUAGCAAACAGCAAAAGUUAACUAGUUUGAAGAUUGAUAAAUGUAAUAAGUUAACUACUCUAACAAUUACUUAUACCACUCUCGGUUAUUUAAGUUUACCUAAUAGAGCAAAUUAUAAAAAUAUUAAUUUAAGCAACAUCCCACAAAUCAUGUUCGAUGAUAAUAUAUUAAAAAAUCAAGUAGAAAGAUUAAUUAACACGGUUAGAAAUGUUAAGAGCACUGAUAUUAGUGAUCUAAAAUUAGAGGCUAAAAAAAUUGAAGAGGAAUAUUUGGAGUACCAAUUAGCUACUGUUAAAGAUAAAUUUAAGCACCAAUUUGUUGUUACUAAUGAAAACUUGAACAAAGAUAAUCAAUCAUGGUUAGAAGUUUUAGUAGAAGCUCAGCAAGAAGUUUUACAAGGUAGCAACGCUUUUGCCCGAAAACUAAUAGAAAAAAUUAAAAAACAACUAUCCAAUGCGUUAACCGAUGAAGAAAUUCAAAACAUUUUAGGCAAAAAAGUAGAGAUUAAUGAAUUGGAAAUUCAAAUAAAGAACCUCAAAAUUCAAGAGCAAGAAACUUCCAAAUAG
This is a messenger RNA of Racocetra fulgida, 771 nucleotides long. NCBI's taxonomy places the organism in Eukaryota, Fungi, Glomeromycota, Glomeromycetes, Diversisporales, Gigasporaceae. The record is from the annotation of a GenBank genome assembly.